Molecule: messenger RNA, 3254 nt
Organism: Seriola dumerili (greater amberjack)
Lineage: Eukaryota; Metazoa; Chordata; Actinopteri; Carangiformes; Carangidae
Product: zinc finger protein 236-like
Exons: 2
Coding region: 362-2596 (744 amino acids)
Cellular component (GO): nucleus
Source: RefSeq, a predicted model, not a curated record
GAAUUCUAAGCCAGCCUCUCAGGAAAUAAGUAAGAUUGGUGGGUUCAGGCAGCCAAUUACAGUAAAGACUGGAGUGCCUGUUCUGCGGAGCCAACCAAUCAGAAUCAAAAUUGUUGUUCCCCCACGGUGCAAGAGGCCAAUCACAAACUCCGCCAUCAGCCUGACCAAAGACUUUGCUCGCUCACAUUUCAGAAGACCUGUUUUGGUCUCAGCUGGAGCUGUGAUCACAGGAAAAAACAGAAGUAAAAUCCAAAUACCUGCUGUUAGAAAUGAAGGAGAGCUCAAAGACAUCACUCAUCUAAAGACUGAAGAACCUAAAGCAGUAUCAUUCCAUGAGACAGAGGCCGAGAGAGGGGGUAAAAUGUGCAAACAGAGAGAUGUUUUGGAUACUAAAAUCAUCCACACUGACGGGUCAGAAACUGCUUUGAUCUGCAGCACCAAUACAGUUAAAAUAAUGAGCCAGAAGGGAAUUAAAGAGGAAACUACAGAGAGUGAAAUUGAGAGAAAUAUUCCUAUAAUUUUGCAAGAAAUGGACUUGAAGUCUUAUGAGACGUUUGAUGAGGCGGGAGUGGAGGAUCAGACGGAACCACUGGACUUGAGUUUGCCCAAGAAAAGAGAGAGUCAAGAGAGGAGGUGCGGGCGCUUUCUGGAUGAUUCUGGCUAUGAGACCUCGCUGAUCAUGGAGGUAGAUGAAUACGAGGGAGAAGGAGACAGAGACAUAGUGGAGGAGGACGACGAUGAUGUAGACGACUCUGUGCCGCGUGUGGAUGGCACAGAUACACUUGAAGACUCGCUUCUGUCCCCCUCUUUCUUUUCUACCUCUGUCUUCACCUCCCUCUCCUCCUUAGACGUUGACACUGAAAACCUUCUUCUCAUAGACGACCAGGGAAUCCCGUAUACUCUCAGUCCAGAUGGGCUCAAAGUGCCGCAGGUCCGCGCUUCCACGUCGGACGAUCCUCAGUCAGAUCAGGCCGGUUCGGCCGAGGUAGAAGGAGAGGGGUCGUCGCAGUCGGCAGAUCCUAGCCUCAGCCAAAGUUUAGAUAAUGCACUAAAUGCACCUUCUGAUGAUCUUUACUCCUCACCAGCCCCUGACACUGAUUCACCAUCGGUAGGUGUCGAUCAGACAAAAGCUCCAGACGUCUUCAUGAGUUUGGUCACUAACUCAGAUCCCUCAAAGGCUGCAGAGCCAAGCAUUAAAGCUGUUCAGGAGGCUAACGCAGUUCUGUCCCCUUCCUCUGGGAUAUCAGUCCCCAGCCAGCCCAUCCAGAUCCUCACAAACCCUUCAACCAGUGCUCCCAUUCUCCUCCUGUCGUCCUCCUCUUCCUCUCCUCAGCUCUCCUCUUCUCCGGUGGGUCUCUCGCUUCCCCUCUCUGUUACUCAGACCUCACCUGGCGCUUCCACCCCCAUGUUUCUUCUCCUCUCCUCUGUGCCCUCUGCCUCUGGUGACUCUGCCGCUACCUCCACUCCUAUCGCUGUCCUCGACCCGUCCACAGGUCAGUUGUCCCAGAUCACUGCAGCAUCAGCCCCGGUCUCCCUCCCUUUGUCCUCUGGUCAGGUCAGCACACUGGGAUCCCCUCUGCACACGCUGUCUCACCCCGUCAUCAGACUGGGUGCCAAUGAUCCCCCUGUUAUCCUGUCUGGAGUGAAUAACGUAAACUCCGGGUCUGUUCUCACCUCUCUCUCUGUCCCUUCGUCCACUCCUGCUCUCCAGAAUGACCACAGCAUGACUCCCAUCACACAAACUCAGAUCAGCUCUUCCGAUUCAAACCCUGGAAGUGAAGCCAUACCUGCUGAAGAAGUCUCAAAUGACAACAACAAGCCAUCAGCUUUUAUAGCAUCGUCUCCGCACCCACAAUCUGCUAGUUUGACCUAUGACCCCUUAACUCAGCCUAGCUCAGAGGCAGAAGCCCAGUCACCAGCCUCAGAGCCCAAAUUUGACCCCUCUGACCUGCACUCAGAACACUUACCUCUGGAUGACCAUCUUUACUUCUCAAACACGGCUGCUCCACCCUCCCCUCCCAUUGGACCCUUACUCUCCUCUGGCAAACUUGACCCCCUCGACCCGCUGGAUCCUCUCUCUCCAGCGGCGUCACCCAACAACAUGGGCUCUCGCAGGGUGCUGUACUGCCAGCUGUGCCCGCGGGUCUUCUUUUACCUCUCCGACCUUGAGCGCCACGCCAUCACUCACUCGCAGAAGAAGCCUCACGUUUGCCAGCAGUGCGGCAAAGCCUUCAAACGCUCCAGCCAUCUGCAGAGACACAAGCACAUCCACACAGGCCAGAGGAACUUUGUGUGCCCCAUCUGUGCCAAACGCUUCAGGGAGGCCGGCGAGCUCCAGCGCCACCAAAGGGUGCACACCGGAGAGAAACCCUACCAGUGCCAACUUUGCCACACACGCUUCGCCGAGCGCAACACGCUACGCCGACACACCAAACGCAAACAUCCUUACCACCAAGUGGCCAUGGAGAUGCUGAAUGAGAGGAGGGACAGAGGAGGCGGCGGUGUAUCUGGAGUGCAGGAGGAAGAGGAGAGCGCAGAAUGGUACAGCUCCACUGUGUCUAACUUGGAUAACUCAGAGUCUGAAAUGGAAACUUAAAGAGUUUGACUCCGAAGUGAAGGGAGUUAGGAGAGACGUGUUGGCACAGGGUGGUCAUAUCUAACUAUGAUUAGACACUAAACUUUCCUCAUUAAUUUACAUUCAAAGAAGGGAGCACUUGCAAUAUUUAUUUCAAUGUUUUUAAUGGUAAUUUAUUUAUAUGAAUGUAUAUUAUUCCCAUUCCAUUCAAUGGGCCAAAAAUACAGCCUUCAAAGUCACAUAUGAUUUACAAUUAGUUUUCCCAUAUGAAAAAAUUUGCAUAUAAAAAAGGGAAAGCUCAUGCUUGAAAUCAUGGUUUUUAUGUGAGGUCAAAAUAUGAAUUAGACCGCUAACCUGCCCCCAUGAAGUUGCUUUCACAUACAAUCCUUGAUAAAACCCUGAAGUGCUCAGAAAAGAAGGAUAAUUUAUUUACUCUAGACUAUUCUCUGCUCUACUUGUGUAUAUAUAAAGAGUACUAUUUGUAAGAGCUGCACUAUCUUAUGUGAAAGAUGUAAUCUAUCUUUCUUACCGUCAGAGACACUGUGAGUCAUUUGCACUUGUUUUAUUUGAACUCAAUACUCACUUUUUUUUUACAUUGUGAAUGAAGAUGCUUACUCUUUUUGUUGCAGCUGUCGAUUUUAUGUAUUUAAUCCAUAUCAUGUAAGAGUUUGACCAAAUG